UAUCAAAGCAGCUGGAGGUUCUGCGGGACAUGAACGAGCAGCACGCCAAAGUGUACGAGCAGCUGGACGGGACGGCCCGAGAGCUGGAACACACCAACCUCACUCUUGUGACAGACAGCAAGGCCUCGCAGCAGAAGAUCGAGAGAUUAACAGGGACCAUUGAUACUCUGCAGAACCAGGUGGAGUCUCUUUCGGGGCAGGUGGAGCAGCUUCGCUCCAUGGAGCAGCUCCGUGUCAGGAGGGAGAAGAGGGAGCGACGCAAGACCAUCCACUCGUUCCCCUGCCUCAGGGAGCUCUGCACAGCACCCAGGUAUGAGGAUGAGUUUGUAGUGGGCAGGGCUGAAAGCUUUACUGUGGAUGCAAAGCGUCCGCCAUUUGAAGAGGAGAACCAGCACCUGAGGGAGGCGGUGUCGGCCCUGCGUGCAGCGGUGCGCACUGAGAGGGGGCGGAGAGAGGGCGUGGAGAGGGAGUGCAACCUCCUGCUUUCAGAGUAUUCGCGGCUGCAGAUGCGUGUGCAGGUGUGGUGA
Molecule: messenger RNA, 527 nt
Organism: Paralichthys olivaceus (Japanese flounder)
Lineage: Eukaryota; Metazoa; Chordata; Actinopteri; Pleuronectiformes; Paralichthyidae
Source: RefSeq, a predicted model, not a curated record